Orbicella faveolata is the source of this 1745-nucleotide messenger RNA. RefSeq lists its product as uncharacterized. Gene Ontology annotation, biological process: protein phosphorylation. Gene Ontology annotation, molecular function: ATP binding; protein kinase activity. The record is from RefSeq and is a predicted model, not a curated record. Lineage: Eukaryota; Metazoa; Cnidaria; Anthozoa; Scleractinia; Merulinidae.
AGAUAUUUUCAGUGCGAAAAAUGGCAAGAAACAAGAGAAAGAACAUGAAGGAUAAAAGCAAAUUCAAAGCUCUUAGAAUUGAAGCAAAGAAGCGGUGGCGAAACAAAAAGGCGGAAGAAAAACGCCUCAAGCACGCAGUCGAGCAAGCCGCGUCAGAAAAAAGUCCUGUCGCUGUUGGUGAAGCCGGGGAACCCAAUCCUGCAGCUGCCCUCAUUCAACCCGAUAAGCCAUCGGUAAGCCGUCCUCUAGAGCAACAGGAGCAAGUCCAGGUACGGAUGGAUAAAGCUGCUGGACAUGAAGAAUUCGCCAACGUGAAACAAACGUCAGACGAAUUAAUCAAACAAAUUAAUCCCACGGAGAUAGUCAAUGCCAACAAGUUCUUGGGCUCUGGUACCUUCGGCACAUGCCAUCUUGCCCACUACAGAGGAAUUUUAGUGGCAGUGAAGGAAUUCAAGUCAAGACGAUCAAGGCCCGACAAAGAUGUGAAACGCGAGGUUCUAAACGAGGCCCGAAUGAUAAGUCACUUGGGUGACCACCGUGGACUCCCCUUGCUUUUUGGAGUUAUCACGAAGUCAACGCCAUUUCGUCUUGUAACUCAGUUCCAUGGGGACAAGAUACAAAGUUUAACGCUUUACAAGGCCAUGAAAAGAGUGGAGCUGGACAAGCCAUGCUGGCUUCGCAUCUUACGAGGCAUUAUCGAGGCCCUUAGCCAUGUCCACAGCAAGGACAUUUUGCACAACGACUUAAAGUCAAACAAUAUUGUACUCGAAAAACGUGGGAAAGAUUGGAAUCCAGUAAUCAUUGAUUUCGGGAAAGCGCGUUUCAUUUCCAAUCCUAAAGCACUAAUGUCCUUGUCUGCGUCUGCACAAGAGCAGUACCGGCGUUCAUAUCCUCACAUCGCACCGGAAAUCGUCCGCGGAGAAAGCCGACAGAGUGUACAGUCAGAUGUGUUUAGUAUUGGAAGGAUUGCUCUUGCCAUUUUAAAUUUGUUGCCAACUGCAACAGCGCUUUCGCUGAAAGCAGCAAAGCAAGCUAUUUUAGACAAUCCAGCUAAGCGGCCAAGUUUGGAGGAACUUUUGCUGCACUGUUGACACUAGUUUUAGAUUCUUUUUGUUUUCUCGGGCAACUAGACAUUAACUUUGGUGUUUGCCGUUUCCUUUUUAUCCGUGUAGGAUCAAGCAGUUCCCACCUUAAGGUCACUUACAUGUAGCCUCAUGCGAUCCGAAACGUUUUUGUGGGUUUCAAGCUAACGAAACACGCCGGGCUCAAUGUUAAAUAAAUAUUAUGCCCAGCGGAACUAAUUAGUCGGUUCUAGUUCAUAAUACGUAAAAUAAUUUGUAUAUUUAUAAAGAUUUUGAAAAUAGUGUUUCUAGCCUUACGCGAUUCGAUAAGUUUCGUGGGUUUUAUGCUGACGAAACAUGCCGGGCUCAGCCCAUCAGACUAAUCAGAACCUUUAGCCAGUUUCACGGCGUUUUAAUUCGGUUCUUUAACGUUCUACGUCAGUUUAAGUCGGUUCUAGUUCAUUAUAUUUAAAAUUAUGUCUAUUUUGUAUAUAUAUUUUGGUGAGAUAAGUUUUUAUUUCUUUCAAGUCCAGAGGGCACUUUGUCAAGUCUCUCGCUGAUUGCGUGGAUGUUUACGUGUCUUUAGGCUAUUUGAGGCUGGCCAGCUAUACGGGCAUGAAGCCAAACGGUUGUGUUAAGUUUUUCACACGUCAUUAUUGUGAAUAAAAUGUCAUCAGAAAUGUC